Rotaria sp. Silwood1 is the source of this 1107-nucleotide messenger RNA. The record is from the annotation of a GenBank genome assembly. NCBI's taxonomy places the organism in Eukaryota, Metazoa, Rotifera, Eurotatoria, Philodinida, Philodinidae.
AUGCCUCCAAAAACAAAAACUCGAGAAUCAACAGUUGAAAAAGAAAAAGAAACAACUGUAUUAACGGAAGCACCAACAGCCGUUACUGCUGCACUUCAAGUCAAUGAUAGUGUAUCAACGGAUUGUGAAUCUGGUGGACCUACACCAAUAACUAAAUUAGACAAAUCAUGUGGUAUUGGUAACGCAGAUCUAAAAAAAUUACAAGAAGCUGGAUUUUGUACUGUUGAAUCUAUUGCUUUUGCACCGAGAAAAAGUCUUCUAGCUGUAAAAGGUAUAAGUGAUGCAAAAGCUGAUAAAUUAGCGGCUGAAGCAGCAAAACUUGUUCCAAUGGGUUUUACAACAGCUACAGAAUAUCAUCAAAAGCGUUCAGAAAUUAUUCAAUUAACAACUGGUUCAAGAGAACUUGAUAAACAGUUACAAGGUGGUUUUGAAACAGGUUCUAUUACAGAAUUAUAUGGUGAAUAUCGUUGUGGUAAAACACAAUUAUGUCAUCAAGUUGCUGUUACUUGUCAAUUACCAAUUGAUAUGGGUGGUGGUGAAGGUAAAGCAAUAUAUAUUGAUACAGAAGGUUCAUUUCGUCCUGAACGUUUAUUGGCUAUUGCUGAACGAUAUGGUCUUUCUGGUCAAGACGUUUUAGAUAAUAUUGCUUAUGCACGUGCUUAUAAUACAGAUCAUCAAAUACAGUUAUUAUAUAUGGCAACAGCUAUGAUGUGUGAAUCAAGAUAUGCAGUAUUAAUUGUUGAUAGUGCUACAUCAUUAUUUCGAACGGAUUAUUCAGGUCGUGGUGAAUUAGCUGCAAGACAAAUGCAAUUAGCCAAAUUUAUGCGCAUGUUAUUACGUAUUACAGAUGAGUUUGGUGUUGCAGUAAUACUUACAAAUCAAGUCGUUGCUCAAGUUGAUGGUCAAGCUAUGUAUGGUGAUCAAAAGAAACCUAUUGGUGGUAAUGUUAUGGCUCAUGCAUCUACAACACGACUUUAUUUAAAAAAAGGCAAAGGUGAUUCACGUAUAUGUCAUGUUGCUGAUAGUCCCUGUUUACCGGAAACUGAUGCCGUAUUUGCUAUUGGUCCAGAAGGAAUUGUGGAUGCAGCACCGAAAGAUCUUUGCUGA